Messenger RNA from Exophiala viscosa, 435 nucleotides. RefSeq lists its product as uncharacterized. The record is from RefSeq and is a predicted model, not a curated record. The transcript is spliced from 2 exons. Lineage: Eukaryota; Fungi; Ascomycota; Eurotiomycetes; Chaetothyriales; Herpotrichiellaceae. The coding region runs from base 1 to 435 and encodes 144 amino acids. Gene Ontology annotation, molecular function: oxoglutarate dehydrogenase (succinyl-transferring) activity. Gene Ontology annotation, biological process: 2-oxoglutarate metabolic process.
AUGCGACCAACACUCGUUCUUCGCGCGACUCAACACCGCACUCCGCUGAUCAAAUUCAUCGGCAAGAGAACACCCCCAAAACAAACAGAUCACACCCCCAAACCUCACCCAGCCUCUCCCACCCACAGUCUCCCCGACAGCUUCGCCAACUACCGCUCCAAAGCCCAACAACACGGUCCUCUCGGCGGCGGACAGAAUGGGACUGGGAACAAUAGCUCAGCCCCCAUAUCCUCGACGCCCUUCGGUGCAGCAAGCUUGGGCGUCAUGACGUACGGUGCCGUCGGCGGCAAAGCAGGCCGUUCCUUAGGCUCAGUUCAGCCAAAAGAGGGUGAAUACUUUGACAGAAACGAGCUUCCCAGACGGUUCUGGCGGACCCAGUGGUCGGAAGAGGAGAUCGAAGCAGUCACCAGUGGAGGCGCGAGUAUGUUCGGUUGA